AUGCACUAUCAAGGCACCGGCUGGCGUGGUUAUGAAACUUAUAUCGGCAACAAAAUCUUGUAUCCGGGGUUUUCCGAGAGCAUGAGAAAUGCCGUCUUUACCAGCCGUGCAGUGCAAGAUCAUAUUGAUCAACUAGCCUAUGAGCAAACUAAACAUCUAUCGGGUAAACAAGCCAAGAAGCAAUACAAUGCACGACGCAAAGAAUUGGAAGCUAUGGCACACAAAAUUAUAGCUGGUUGUGUUGCAACCCAAGAUUCUCGACCCAAGUUAAGGUUGUUGCUAUCAGCAGUUGAUCUUUUAUUGGCACGUUUGUAUCAUCAUGGUGUCUAUAUUGAAGAGAACCAAUGGGUGGAGCUGAAACGAGUGGCUAUGCACGCUGAAAAGAACAACUUGCCCUUGAUAUUGUUGCCUGCCCAUCGGUCGCACAUUGAUUAUCUGGUGAUUAACUUCAUUAUGGUCAGACUCGGAUUGCAGAUGCCCCAUAUCAUUGCAGGUGAAAACAUGGAUAUUCCUGUACUCGGAUCACUUCUCAAGGCUGUUGGUGCAGUGUACAUUCGAAGAGAGUGGGGUAAUGACGUGAUGUAUAAAACGAUCUUGGAAGAGUAUAUCAGUGUGCUCUUGUCACGUGGUAUGAACUUUCAAUGCUUCGUCGAAGGCACGCGUUCUCGAUUGGGCAAGUUGCUUCCUCCCAAACUCGGCAUUCUCAAGAUCGUCCUUGACGCAUUCAUCAAGAAUCGCUUCCCUGACUGCUAUAUCGUACCCAUGUCGGCAGGCUAUGACAAGAUUAUCGAAACUUCAAGUUAUGCUGGCGAAUUGUUGGGUACACCUAAGGAAAAGGAGAGCUUAGUGGGUCUUAUUGGCAAUGCAAGUUUGCUUCAGCAACGAAUGGGCCGAGUUGACAUUCGGAUCGGGAAGCCAUAUUCAUUGAAAGAAUGGAUGCAGGAGCAGAUUCAAUCUCGAGGCCCCAUGGAUCUCCUAAACAACCCAGCGGACAAAGCGCUUAUAUUGAAAUCACUAGGAUAUAGAGUACUUUCGGAUAUCAACGCAAUUUCUCCAAUCAUGCCAGCUGCAUUGGUGGGCACCGUCAUCUUGACGCUUCGUGGACGAGGUGUUGGUCGUACAGAGUUGAUCCGCCGGGUAGAAUGGCUCACAAGGAUGAUCCACGCCAAAAAGGGACCUGUGGUUGAAGUGCCUGAGAUAUCCACCGAAGAGCUUGUUGACAGAGCUAUCAGCAUACACCCCGAUUUGAUUGGCAUGCAAAAAGACAAAGACAUCCUGGAACCCACUUUUUAUGGCAUCGAUCGUUUCGAGUUAUCGUAUUACCGCAAUCAAGUCAUUCAUUUGUUCAUCGAUGAAGCUAUUCUUUGUGCAUCCCUUUAUACCAUUAUCAAAAAGGGUGGUGGCAUCAAUGAUCAACGAAUGCAGUACAAUGACCUCUUGCACGAGAUUAUAUUUUUAUCGAGCAUGCUCAAGAUUGAAAUGAUCUACAAGCCUGGUGGUGUCGAAGCCAAUAUGCAGCGCGCCUUAGAUUGGCUUAUUGAACACAAGGUGCUCCAAAUGUCGGAUGAUGGUUGGAUUGGACUUUCGGAUGAAGAGCGUAGUUGUGGUCGUGAAAACUAUGACUUUUUAUGCUUCCUGAUAUGGCCAUUUAUCGAUUCGUAUUGGCUUGCAUGUGUCAGUCUCUUUACGCUUACUCCACCAAGCAAAUCACCACAAAAUGAACCCAUCUACGUUGACUCCAAAGCAUUCAUGGCACGGACGCAGGCAUUAGGGAAAACAUUAUAUUAUCAGGGAGAUUUGAGUUAUUUGGAAGCUGUGAACAAAGAAACGGUCUCAACAGCCUUCAGUCGAUUCCAGCAAUCCGGCAUCUUGCUCGUCAAACAAUACAAAGAACCCAAACCGUGGUCUGAGGUGGCAUUGGAUGUGAACUAUAUACCCGAUCGAUACAGCAGUGUGCUUGUGCCUCGAGGUCGGUUGUGGGAUUUGGCUGAGCACCUUGGCAAAUUCAGAAGAGAGGGCAAAAACCGCCGAGAUAACGCUGCAGUGAGCUCUCGUGUUUUGCGGCUUGCCCAUGAAUUGGCUGAAGAAAAUGGAGAACUAUCGGCGAACCAAAAGAAUCUACAAAAGAAAAUGGCCAAAGCCAAGUUAUAG
Molecule: messenger RNA, 2151 nt
Organism: Lichtheimia ornata
Lineage: Eukaryota; Fungi; Mucoromycota; Mucoromycetes; Mucorales; Lichtheimiaceae
Exons: 18
Coding region: 1-2151 (716 amino acids)
Cellular component (GO): mitochondrial membrane
Source: RefSeq, a predicted model, not a curated record